CCCACAAUACUUCCUGUCGUUACAGUCGGUGCAAACGGGUUCGAAACCGGCUGAAAUUUAAUAUUUUUGUGAAGUUUUAACAGAAUUGUGUUAAAAAAUGAAUACAGUGUUGUCGAGGGCAAACUCCCUCUUCGCAUUUUCGUUGAGUGUGAUGGCGGCUCUCACCUUCGGUUGCUUUAUCACCACGGCGUUUAAAGACAGAAGCGUCCCAGUUGACAUUAGCGUAACGAAAGUGAUGCUAAAAAACGUAGAUGACUUCACUGGACCGAGGGAAAAAAGCGAUUUGGGAUUCGUUUAUUUUGACGUCACAGCUGAUCUGCACCCGAUCUUUGAUUGGAAUGUCAAACAGCUUUUUCUCUACCUUUCAGCAGAAUAUUCAACCAAAAGCAAUGCUCUGAACCAGGUUGUUCUGUGGGAUAAGAUUGUGUUGAGAGGAGACAACACCAAGCUCAACCUGAAGGAAAUGAAGUCCAAGUACUUCUUCUUCGAUGACGGGAAUGGCCUGAGGGCCAAUAAGAACAUUACUCUCACUCUGUCGUGGAACGUGGUACCAAACGCCGGGAUCCUUCCCCUCAUCACAGGCUCCGGACACAUUUCCGUUCCUUUCCCCGACACGUACGAGACCGCCAGGAGCUACUGACCUGUCUGACCCGUGUUUGUCUGUGCUGUUUACUUGACUGAGGUUUAUAAUAAAAGAAUAAAAGUUAUGGUGGGAACUGUUACAUUUCAGAUAGCAUUUUAU
This is a messenger RNA of Chanos chanos (milkfish), 742 nucleotides long. RefSeq names its product signal peptidase complex subunit 3 (gene spcs3). The record is from RefSeq and is a predicted model, not a curated record. Gene Ontology annotation, biological process: protein targeting to ER. Lineage: Eukaryota; Metazoa; Chordata; Actinopteri; Gonorynchiformes; Chanidae. The transcript has 5 exons. Bases 98 to 640 code for a protein of 180 amino acids. Gene Ontology annotation, cellular component: signal peptidase complex; membrane.